UCUCUCUCUCCAGUUGCUAUAAAGGGAGAGACAUUAGAGCCGCUCCCUCCGCUCGCACUUGGGUUAACAUGGCGGUGUAGAUCAUCCCGGAGUCUGGCAUUGGGAGUGGGGAUCUGCCAAAAGCAGCAAUUCUGGAACCCAGUCAGCCACCCUCCGCGACCCGGGGAUAAGACACGUUUCUGCAGAAGGACCCCCCUCCCCCCGGCCACUCGGCGCAGGCAUCUUAUUGGGAGUAACCAGAGCCACUCAUCCUGGAGGUGACUGUCUCUGCCUGCCAAGCUGGACACUUAACUAUGGAAUGCAUUCAUCUUCUGAUACCCUCAAGCUUAAGAAACUGUGUUAACACUACCCAGAGAAGCAUUAGUUAGCAGUGAAACAUCUCCGAAUACUACAAAGCACUUUCUCAGAAAAAAACUAGUUUACAGAAGCUUGGCCAGGUGUGCUUGUUAGAGUGUGUGUGUGCGUGUGCGUGAGAGAGUCUGUCAGUGAUUCUUCCAGUUCCUUUUUCUGUGCACAUACUUGAAAAAACCCCAAAAAACAAAAUGAUGCUGGAGGAUUACAUGUGGAUGGUAAUAGUGGGCUUUAUAAUAGCCUUUAUCCUUGCUUUCUCUGUGGGUGCGAAUGAUGUGGCCAAUUCUUUUGGUACUGCCGUAGGCUCGGGUGUCGUGACACUACGCCAGGCCUGCAUCCUGGCUUCCAUUUUUGAAACAACCGGAUCUGUACUGCUAGGAGCAAAGGUUGGGGAAACUAUCCGGAAGGGGAUCAUUGAUGUUAACCUGUACAACGGGAGUGAAAGCGUGCUUAUGGCUGGCGAAGUCAGUGCAAUGGUUGGUUCUGCUGUCUGGCAACUCAUUGCUUCAUUCCUGAAGCUUCCAAUAUCAGGCACACAUUGCAUAGUUGGAGCCACCAUCGGUUUCUCGCUCGUUUCAGUCGGUGCUCACAGUGUCCGAUGGAUUCAGCUCAUCAAGAUUGUUGCUUCCUGGUUCAUUUCCCCACUUCUAUCUGGCGCCAUGUCCGGCAUACUCUUCGUUCUAAUUCGAUUUUUCAUCUUGAAAAAGGAGGAUCCAGUACCAAAUGGCCUGCGUGCACUCCCACUCUUUUAUGCUGCUACUAUAGGGAUCAAUACCUUCUCAAUCAUGUACACAGGAGCUCCACUACUAGGAUUGGACACUCUCCCCUUGUGGGCAAUAGCACUGAUCACCCUUGGUGGAGCACUGGUGUGUGCACUCGUUGUGUGGCUGUUGGUGUGUCCUUGGCUGAAGAGGAAAAUAGAAGGUAAACUGAAGCAAAGUGUGCUGUCCAGGAUAUCGGAUGAAAGCCUUGAUAAAAGCCAAGAUGAGGAAACGCCAGUAUUUAAAGAGCUGCCGGGUGCAAAGGUGGCAGACGAGUCUGUGCUGCCUCUCACUAGUGAAGCCUCUGAGGAAGCUAGUGGAGUCCCAGACAGCCACGUCGUCGCUGGAUCAACCGGAGUUUCAAAUGGUAGAGCUGCAUCUCUCACAAAUGGCAGCCUGAAAUCUCCGUUUUCAAAUGGUGCGUUUAAUUUUGAAGGGCACACAAGGAGUGACGGUCAUGUGUACCACACAGUCCACAAAGACUCCGGCCUGUACAAAGAUCUCUUGCACAGAAUGCACUUCGACAAGGUCACCGAUGAUCGGACGCAGCCCGAGAAUUCCUACAGGCUUCUCCGUCGCAACAAUAGCUAUACAUGUUACACUGCUGCCAUCUGUGGCAUGCCUGUGCAGCCGACCUUCAAGUCCUCUGACUUUGUGGGGACAGAGGACAGCGAGAAGCUUGUGGGUGAAAUGGCCUCCUACUCCAAGAAGCGGCUCCGCUAUGACAGCUACUCCAGCUACUGCAACGCAGUGGCUGAGGCAGAGAUUGAGGCGGAGGAAGGAGGGGUGGAGUUGAAGCUGGCUAGUGAGCUGAGCGACCCCUUGCCACCACCAGAAAAUGCCAUGGAUGAAGACAAAGAGGAGGAGGAGAAGCCCCAGGUCCAUCUGCUCUUUCACUUCUUGCAGAUCCUCACGGCUUGCUUUGGGUCAUUUGCACAUGGCGGGAAUGAUGUUAGCAAUGCGAUUGGCCCCCUUGUUGCUCUUUGGCUAAUCUACCAGGAAGGAGCUGUACUGCAAAAUGCCUCCACACCAAUCUGGUUGCUGCUAUAUGGUGGCCUGGGCAUCUGUGCUGGUCUCUGGGUCUGGGGAAGGCGAGUAAUUCAGACGCUGGGCAAGGAUCUCACCCCAAUCACCCCAUCUAGUGGAUUCACUAUUGAGUUGGCUUCGGCGUUCACAGUUGUGGUUGCUUCCAAUGUUGGACUUCCUAUCAGUACCACACACUGCAAGGUUGGAUCUGUGGUGGCUGUGGGAUGGAUCCGAUCACGCAAAGCCGUGGACUGGCACCUAUUUCGUAAUAUCUUCCUGGCCUGGUUUGUGACCGUCCCAGUCUCUGGUCUCUUCAGUGCAGCUGUUAUGGCACUGCUUGUAUAUGGAAUACUGCCAUAUGUUUAAAUUUUAUUGUAAUUUUUUUUUUAAAAGAUCUUUUUAACCAGCAGUGUGAGGUGUCCUUUUUCUUCCUGACCCCACCCCCUUCACUUUUCCUUCUCCCGCAGCAUCCCUCCACCAACCUCAAAGAGCUGGUGUAUUCCUUUUUCUUUCUCUCUCCUGUUUCAAGAGGAAUUCAACAGUUACAAAUUGAUUUACAUUUCCAUCUUCUCCAUUCUCUCACAUGCUGUAAAUAACACUAAUACACUCAUUUGACAAUUUGGUAGCAUGUAACAGCAAAGCACUGUUACAUAGUGCAUCUGUGUACAAGUGAGUAAUGCUGCCCAAAUCAUGGUGUUUGUGGAAUGGAUGGUAUUGCUUGGAAGACUUGGCCCCCCCCGCCCCCCAGCCUUUUGUAGUACUGAUGUGUGUGAAGAUGCUGUAUAUAUUGUAUUAUUACACACUAGAAAGUUUUUUUAGAAUGGAUCUGGGGAUAUGGGGAAUUUUAAAAAGGAGAUAUAUAUAUUAUGCUGUGGUUUACCAAAAUCAUCCUUCUGAUGCAAGACGAGGUACAAAAACCCCUGCUCUCAGUCAUUCAGCGUUUUUUUUUGCAAGACACUGUUACUUGUAACUGGGCCUAGUCCCCUUCUACCUUGCAUGCUACAAACACCAUAACCCGAAUCAGGAGAGAUUCAAUGUUUCAUGGAAACUUGAUGUCAUAUUAUAAGCUUGACACUUGUAUUAUAUUGUAAUUUCUAUUGUAAAUACUUUCUAAAGAAGAGAUUUAGGUUUGUGUGUUUCUUUUUAAAUUGGGACACAUUACACUCACUCAUUUUAGACUUAAAAAAAUAUUGAAUGUACCAAAGAUUCAAGAAUAAAGAUUUGACAGUAUUUCCACUUUGGUUUAUUGAAAUGCCUGUUUAAUUCAGGAUCCUUCUACAGUUCUUGCUACUUAAGUGACAAUUGGACUGUUCUCACUAGAAAUUGAUUUCUUGGAUUCCAUUCAACCAAAACAAUAAGUAUUCUGUCUAGAAGAUGGCAGCAAGAUGUUAUGAAACCAAAUAUCAAGGUAGCUUUGGAAUAAUUGGCAGCCCCUGGACAAUGCCUUUUCAUAAUGUUGUUCAAUGUGCACAUUGGUCUACAUUACUGUAUACCCUGUGAGGAGGUUGGGGUUUUCCUAAUCACUGCUAUAACCAGUUGGGAUGAUUGACAGGAACACUGGAGAAGCAGUACUGACUCCAGAUUUCCAUGAAGCCUCUGCCCAAGUUACAUUGGACAAUUGAAAACCCCUCCAGAAAUUCAAGCUCACAAAAUGACUAAUCAAACACUUGGCAAUAGUCAACUCUGAGAUACCACAGUAAUUAGCGGUUUUUCUUUUAUUAAAACUAACUUCAUGAUGCAUGCAGUUAAAUCAUAGUCCUUUUCUUUUGUUUUAUAUUUCAAGAAGAUUAUAUCAAUUUGAGCACUGUUUUGGGGGCAGGGAGAGAAAGAGAGAAGUAAGAUGUCAGUGACUUUUGUUAUAUAAUCCACACAUCAAAUGCAUGAAGACCAUUGAGAUUCUUUUUUAGUUUAAUGACCCACAUCAUUAGUCAACCAUUGAUCUCAUUGCUCACUCAUUAUAGAUCAACCCAUUCCUGAGAUAUAUGUUGUAUGUCUCCUGUUUUGAAGUAUUUUGUUAUAGAUCCAAGACUGGUCUAUCUCCAGCAAUUAUUGGCUUGCAAGAUGACAGAUAUUCCAUGACUCACGUUACCCUUAGAUGUGUAGAUUACAAAGGCGUUCACUAGAAUAAAUGAACAAGCAGUUUCAAAGAGGCGAUUGUGAGAAACUUUCCCUUUGGAACUAACCUGUUCUAAAAGCUCCAAUUGGUUAAGUUCAUGUAUUGGCACCACUUCCUGUGCUGUAACAAUUCUGUGGGCUGUUUUUAAUUGAUUAUUAAUCCCAUAUCUGUUAAAAUUGAGUGCAAUGAAAAAUGUAAUACCAAGUGUGUCAAGUGUUUGUAAGUGAACUGUGCAAAUUGCAGUCUCUACCCUUACAAUUUUCCAGAACUGUUAUGUUAAAAUGGAUUAUAGAAACUGCAGAUCUCCUGUCCAUUGCUAUAACUAGGUGUUUUUCCUCUGGUUUCUGAAGAUUACUUGUACUAAAAAUCCCGUAUCUGUCUGAUAGAAAACCUAACCCCCAAACUACCCAUUUGAAAAAAAGAGCCAAGAAGAGCCUUUUGCUCUCCUUGGUUUCAGCCUUGGCUUAGUUGUAGAAUUUUCACCUCUGACUCAGAACAUCGUGGGCCAAGUACUGAGGAAGUGUUGCACUUUCGGAGGUGCAGCAUUUCAGAUGAGGCAUCAGAAGGUUCUUAUCGUUCUUGGGUUGAUGUAAAUAAUGCCAUAGGACCGAUUUGAAGAAGCAUUGAGUUCUACAGUGUGUCUUAGCCAAUAUUUAUCCCUCCAAUCAACAUUACAGAAACAUUAUCUAGUGAUUUUCCCAUCGCUGUUUGUGGGAUCUUGCUGUGUGCAAAAUGGCUGCUGAAUUUCCCUACACUAUAACAGUGACCACACUUCAAAAAUGCUUUGAUGUCCUGAGGUAGUGAUAGGUACUGUAUCAAUGCAAGUUAGUUCUUUGUACAAUAGUUAAUCAUUUGCUUUCGAAAUGUUAAAUGGUUACCCUGACCCAUUGUAUUAAAAUCCCAUUCGAGUGUUCGGUUCCCCAUGCUGCAGGUUGAAAUCCCUCCAUUGUGGUGCAACUUGUUGUCUUCCAGGAAUCUAUUCACUGUAAAUGUAUUGUUUUUGAUUAAUUGUAUCAUAUUUGGCAAUAACUGAUUUGUUUUGUUCUCCCUUCCAGUGGGAGAGAAAAAUCAUUCAUUUGUACUAAAGUGAUGGGAAAUUUUAAAAUCUUUUUAAUGAAUUUUAUUAAAACAGA
Carcharodon carcharias (great white shark) is the source of this 5387-nucleotide messenger RNA. It is a transcript of the gene slc20a2, whose product is annotated as solute carrier family 20 member 2. Gene Ontology annotation, molecular function: phosphate transmembrane transporter activity. Gene Ontology annotation, cellular component: membrane. NCBI's taxonomy places the organism in Eukaryota, Metazoa, Chordata, Chondrichthyes, Lamniformes, Lamnidae. Bases 543 to 2504 code for a protein of 653 amino acids. Gene Ontology annotation, biological process: phosphate ion transmembrane transport. The record is from RefSeq and is a predicted model, not a curated record. The transcript is spliced from 11 exons.